AUGGGGAAAAAGAAGGAUCAAGCAAAUGAAGAAGAUACAACGGAUUCUCCUGUGAGUCACAAGAAACACAAAAAGCACAAGAAGAAACACAAAAAGAGAAAAGAAGAAGAAGAAACUAGUCCAGUCACUCAUUCAAAUUUACUAUCAGACAGUAAACCGUCCAUUAAGUUAAAGAUUCGUCUCGGGGGAGAAACCUUAUCAUCCAAAAAGUUUGUACUGAAAGAUGAUAGCAAUGUUUCAGUCGCUGCUUUUCCCUUAACGACUACAUCUUCCUCAGUUUCCCGCACGACUAAACCAGUCGUUAGCAAAGUGGCAACUGUAGCUAAGGAGGAACAUAUCGAUGUUGAAGUUGAUGAUACACAGCUUCCAGAUCCUCUUGCAUCUGCCAUCCACCCUGGUUUCCUUGACCCCAACAGUAUCAUCUCUGGCAUCCUGGCACCAAGUAUCUACCCUUGGGCAAAUCAGGAAGAUGCUGAAGAAUCUUUAGAACCUGAAGAGAACAAAGAGGAAAUUUCUAAUGAGGAACAAGCAUGGUUAGAUGCACUGGAAGCAGGAGAACUUGAUGAUUUUGGAGAAAUUCGAAAACCAAAAGACCCUAACCUUCUCACAGCCAGACAGAGAGCUUUACUCCAUGGGAAGCAAGAACAGGAAUUGUUAGAGCUGCCCACAGGCUACAAAACAGUAGAACUCACAGAGGAACAAAUUCAACGGCGCCAACAAAGAGCAAAGAAACGGCGCCAACAGGCACAGGAAAAACGAGAAAAGGACAAAAAACAAACCCUGGAACGACUCUUAAAGAAACAAGAAACAAAAUCAAAGGGACCAAAGAUAAAAAGUAGCAAAAGAUUAGAAAUUCCACGUUACCGGUAUGUCAACGGCGUGUCCGGAAUCUUUAUUUCCAUGCCUUUUGGAUUUGAUUUCCCUGUCAGCACAGUGCCAAUUCAAGAACCCUCCAAGGUGCCUAUGUGUGGUGUACGGAACUGCACCCAACCAAAGAAAUAUUCCUGUUCCAAGACAGGAGUACCACUUUGCAGCCUCCAGUGCUAUAAGAAAAACUUGCUUAUUCAUAAGCUUGUAAUGUAA
Messenger RNA from Acanthosepion pharaonis, 1083 nucleotides. Lineage: Eukaryota; Metazoa; Mollusca; Cephalopoda; Sepiida; Sepiidae. The record is from the annotation of a GenBank genome assembly.